AUGGCACGUCUCAUUCCCACACACCUGGACGAAACCAUCACCCCAGGUCCUCGCCCAGCAUCAUCAAUAUUAUCACCAGACGCAUUUAACUCCGAUAAAGAAAAUCUUCACCAGGGUGUCACUAAGAGAACUACCGCUGUGAUGCCAUCAAGCACACAGAAUAAACGGCGUCGACUAGCCGACCGCCCCUCAAAUGCGCAGCCUGCGCAAUCCGCCCAAUCUUCUCGGUCUGCUCAGUCUGCCCGAUCCGUGCGGUCACAAGCAUCAUCUCAACGAACGGGCAGCGACACACGAUAUUAUGAUCCUGAUCAGGAUCCCGAAGAACGGAGAAGUGUGCGUAGAGGACUUCGAGAUCUGGGUAGGGAACUGAAUGACACGCGAGGCGAGCUCAUGCAGCCUGGAAAUAAUGGUAUUCUCAACAUUGUCGAACAAGCCAAUCAAUUUUACGCCAAAGUGAAGCAGACCGCCGACGCCACGCUCGAUUCGCGCAUCCUGGUGAACACUGCCGACCUCACGCACAAGAAAGCCACCCAGCUUGCUCUCGGUGACACCUCUGCCGGUAUCGAUGUAGACGAGUUUGUUUCCAAGUGUGUGUCGUUCAUGCGUCGUGGCCCUAACAAUGCGACGACUUUAACAAAUGGGACGCAGGGACGCCGAGGGCGCCCUGAUCGAAGCCAAAGAGAUCCCGAUGCUAGUGACGAAGAUGAUGGCGACGCGAUGAACUGGGACACGCUUGGCCGAUCGGCCUGCUUUCCUAGCAAUGCUCGUCCCGCCGUGUCUGGAUGGUUGCUGGGGCCGCUGUCACUACAGAAACGUACGCGGCAACUAACACAGCGAAGAGCAGCAGAGCAGAUUGAUCCCACGCAAGCCGUGGCGCCCCGAGAAAUGGCCCAGCAAGAUCUUGGCCUCCAGGACAGCACGAAUCUGACCGAAAUCUGUUCCGAGAUCAACAAGCUGCUAGCUUAUAACCAGGAUGAUCGUCAGAAAGCAGCCGAGAAUGAGCUUCAACGCGAAGCUAAUCUUACGCCAGAGAAGGCGCAACAUAUCAUGGACAAGCACAACGUGGCGGACGACGGGGGAAUCCCCUUGUUUCGCUUUUGUAUCAACCCGAAGUCUUUCGGGCAAAGCGUGGAAAACUUGUUCUACGUGAGUUUUCUCGUUCGAGACGGCACUGUGGGUGUAUCAACAGAUAGUCGUGACUUGCCGACCCUGCAUGCGGCCGCUCCAUUCGCCCCCAGUGAAGCUCAAAAAAGGGGAGUGCAAAAACAUCAGGCGGUCUUUAGCCUGGACCAUGAGACGUGGCACGAAAUCAUCAAUGUGUUCAAUAUUAAGGAGUCCAUCAUCCCCCACCGCGAAGAGAAAGAGCAAGAGACUGGCACAAGUUGGUAUGCCUAA
Messenger RNA from Penicillium digitatum Pd1, 1395 nucleotides. RefSeq names its product putative Nuclear protein Qri2/Nse4. The record is from RefSeq and is a predicted model, not a curated record. NCBI's taxonomy places the organism in Eukaryota, Fungi, Ascomycota, Eurotiomycetes, Eurotiales, Aspergillaceae. Gene Ontology annotation, cellular component: nucleus; Smc5-Smc6 complex. Gene Ontology annotation, biological process: DNA repair.